This is a messenger RNA of Mesocricetus auratus (golden hamster), 9031 nucleotides long. RefSeq names its product F-box protein 30 (gene Fbxo30). The transcript has 3 exons. The record is from RefSeq and is a predicted model, not a curated record. Lineage: Eukaryota; Metazoa; Chordata; Mammalia; Rodentia; Cricetidae. Gene Ontology annotation, molecular function: protein binding; zinc ion binding; ubiquitin protein ligase activity. The coding region runs from base 182 to 2419 and encodes 745 amino acids.
CGGGCCGAGGGGGCGGCGGGCCCGGUGGAGUCGGCGUAGCCCUGGGCCUGUCCUGCUCGGCGGGGACGCGGGACCGCGCCCGCUCGCCUUGUGGGUUGUGUGUGUGUGGCCCUCCCUCGAGGCGCCCGGCCAAUGGCGCCCCGACCCCCGGGGAAGCAGACCCGGAGCUGGACUGGCCAUUAUGGAAGAAGAGGUACAGCAGCACUCACACUGUGUGAACUGUGUCAGUAGACGGUGUAUGACCAGACCAGAGCCUGGGAUUGCCUGUGACCUCAUUGGUUGUCCAUUGGUUUGUGGAGCAGUUUUCCAUUCUUGUAAAGCUGAUGAGCAUCGACUCUUGUGUCCCUUUGAACGAGUCCCUUGCUUAAAUAGUAACUUUGGAUGUCCAUUUACCAUGGCACGAAAUAAAGUUGCUGAACAUCUAGAAGUGUGUCCUGCAAGUGUGGUGUGCUGUACUAUGGAAUGGAACCGAUGGCCAGUUAGUUACGCAGACCGGAAAUCUUAUGAAAAUCUAAGCAGAGAUGUUGAUGAAGUGGCACAAUUAGACAUGGCCUUGGCUCUUCAAGAUCAAAGGAUGCUUUUGGAAUCUCUCAAAGUUGCCACCAUGAUGUCCAAAGCAACUGAUAAAAUAUCUGAAACUAGAGAACAAAUUUCAGUGAAAUCAAGUGUUCAGGAAAUACCUUGUACUAAUGGGUUGGUAUCUGUUGAUGAAGAAUCAUAUGGUGCACUUUAUCAAGCCACUGUAGAAACAACUAGAAGUUUGGCUGCUGCUUUAGAUAUCCUGAAUUCUGCCACAAGAGACAUUGGCAUGUUAAAUACAAGUCUUUCUGUUACCACAGAUAAGAUGGAUGAGAGUAACAGAGAGAGCUUCCAGGAAAGAAACUUAAAAGAUGAGGACCACCUUCAUGAGGAGGAGAUGGGGGCAGUAGGUGGAGUUGACCAUAAUGGCAUAAGUCAGAAUGCUCAGUCUGAACAAAAUGGGUCAAGUGAUUUACUAUGUGACUUAAGUACAACUUCUCUUGGUACUGCUGUUCUUUGUAAUGGCUUUCCUUUGGAAAAUAUGUGUUCACAGAUCAAAGAUCAGGAUCAAAAUUUUCCUCGUGAUUCUAUAGACAGUAAUAUAGAAAAUGGAGAGUGUGCAGCAGCAGAUGGUACUUCAGAACCUUCCAGUUCACUUUUAGUAGCAGCACAACUUAGGGAAAUAAUUCCUUUCAGUGCUUUGCCAGAUAGCGCAUUUCAGCAUAUCCUCAUGCCAGAUGAAGAUGAUGAGGAGGACUUGUAUUGGAAAAAGGUAGACUUAGGGGACGUGAAGGAUGUUGAUGACCCACCAUUCAGUCAUACUCCGUCAUUUAAGUUUCUUUCUAAUUCAUGGUAUAUACCAAAGGAAGACAAAGCAGUUGACACAUCAGAUUUAGAAGUUGCAGAAGAUCCCAUGGACCUCCAAGGAAUAGACCUGAUUACAGCAGCAUUACUGUUUUGUCUGGGAGAUUCUCCAGGUGGGAGGGGUAUAUCUGAUAGCCGCAUGGUUGAUGUUUAUCACAUUGACUUUGGGACACAGACUUUCUCACUUCCAUCUGCAAUAUUAGCUACAAAUACAAUGGUUGGAGAAAUAGCUUCAGCUUCAGCAUGUGAUCAUGCCAAUCCACAGCUUUCAAAUCCAAGCCCUUUUCAGACACUUGGGCUAGAUUUAGUUUUGGAAUGUGUUGCUAGGUACCAGCCUAAGCAGCGUUCAAUGUUUACCUUUGUAUGUGGACAGUUGUUCAGAAGAAAAGAAUUUCCUUCCCAUUUUAAGAACGUACAUGGUGACAUUCAUGCUGGACUCAAUGGAUGGAUGGAACAGAGGUGUCCUUUGGCUUACUAUGGUUGUACCUAUUCUCAGCGUAGAUUUUGUCCAUCAACACAAGGAGCAAAGAUUAUUCAUGACCGCCAUCUAAGGUCAUUUGGAGUUCAGCCAUGUGUAUCUACAGUAUUAGAAGAGCCUUCUAGAAACUGUGUGCUGGGAUUACGUAGUGACCAUCUAAGUAGUCUCCCAUUUGAGGUACUGCAACAUAUCGCAGGCUUUCUUGAUGGCUUCAGUUUAUGCCAGCUUGCAUGUGUAUCCAGGCUAAUGCGGGAUGUGUGUGGCAGUCUACUUCAGUCUCGUGGAAUGGUCAUAUUGCAGUGGGGGAAAAAGAAGUAUCCAGAAGGAAAUUCAUCAUGGCAGAUAAAAGAAAAGGUAUGGCGAUUCAGUACUGCAUUUUGUUCUGUUAAUGAAUGGAAAUUUGCUGACAUCCUAAGCAUGGCUGACCACUUGAAGACUUGCAGUUACAAUGUUGUACAGAAACAGGAGGAAGCAGUCCCAUUGCCAUGCAUGUGUGUGACUCGAGAACUUACUAAGGAAGGCCGUUCGCUGCGCUCUGUUUUAAAGCCCGUGCUGUAAAGCUGUAUUUACUUGCACAUACCGCAAGCACCUGGUAUGAAUUCUUUGUAACAUGUGACACUUUAUUACUGUAUUAAAGACUACAACUAGCUAAAUUUAUUGUCACUAUGUACAUACUGUUUUGCAGUGACAUAUUUUUAUAAUGUACUGUUAAUUGGACAAAAGUUGCCUUAAUAUUUGAAAUGUAUGAAAUUGUUGGAACAUUGCUAGACAGGGUAAUCUAAUCUUUAUCUGCAUAAUUUUUCAAAUUAGUCAUUUUAAUGGUGUGCAUAUUUAAGUUCUGAAAAUUUUUGCUUCUCAAACUGAAAAGAAUUUCACCAAAAAAUUAUUUCUGUAUGUUUUCUGUGGAUUGAAGCCCAUACUAUCAAAAGCAAAACUUUGAUUCAGAUUUUUCCUGCAUAGGUUUUUUUCACAGAACACAUUCAGUCAUUUAAACACUGCCAUAAGAUUGUUAUAAAGUAUUUCUGAUAUUUUUUAAAAUAAUUAUUGAUCAAAUGUGAUCUCCACUACUUACAUAAAGGCACAAUAGUGACUUCAUGCUUUUAAAACAACUCACAAAAAUGUUUUCAUCUUCUUUUCUUACUACUCCUGUGCUGAAAAUGAUCAUAUGCAGUUCUUUUUCAUUAAAUUCCAUAUCUGAGGAGUCAUGGCACAAUGUACUAUAUGACAGAUUAAGUAAAAACAAAGCAAGCCUAUGAAUUUAACUUGAAAAUUUUCAUGGUGUUUUAUAUUUUCCUAGGUAUCUAAUGUUUGAAAAGAAAAUAUACCUCACUAUAAGUUUGAAUUUUGCAUAUUGUUUGAAUAAACUUCAAAUAUUCAUAAUACAAAGGGUUUGACUUUUUGAAGGGCCUUUAAAAUGUUCAUAUAGUGAGUUAUAUAGGUCUAUAAAAAUACGCUGGCAUUGUUUUGAGACAUUUAAAAAUGUUAAAAUUUACAAGUUAACAUCAAAUAGAUACCUGUCUUGGUUGAUAAUCUUUUUGAAAUGUUCCAGUUAUGCUUCACAUAUUUAUCUGUCAAGUGUAGUGAUUUAUACCAUAUUCACUUAAUGUGCUUAACUUUAAAGAAAUGAGCAUACGGUGUCGAUAUUUAGAAGUAAAUUCCAGAGGCAGAGACAUACGUGAUUUGUCCAGAUAAAUUCUGGCAUUGGUGAGCUGAAAUGGUUAAUGAUGUUGAAAAUCAGUUGUGUCUCUCUUCCUACAUUGAUUUGAGACUGCUUUGUGGUUACUGGUUCUUGUCUCCGAGAUACGGUGGUCAGCCUGGGGAGAGGCGUCCUUGGGCAUUAAAGGUGGGUUCGCAGCUGCUUGAGGGUGGUUGGCAGCAUCAAGUCCUUAUUAGAGUUGAAAAGUGCAUGGAAAAGACUAAUCACUGCUUUUGCCUCACCUGUCAUUUAGGAGAAUUUGUAAUUUCGGUGCUUAAACUUUCUUUCUCAACUGUGAGACUGAAUUGCAUUAAACAGAGAAUAAUAAUUUUAAAAAAACCUUUGUUUCUGCCAAAAGAUAGAAAUAGUAAUCAAAUAUGACAGAAUAUAACUUUGCUUUUUAAAUUUUUUUCUGAAGAAUGUGUCUAUAUUUAGGUAAUACAAGCAUUAACCUUUUAUGUUUGUACUUUUAAAAUUCAAUUUGUAAAUUUAGUUUCACAAUGAGAUACUUAACAUUUUUUCACCUUUCCUUUUUAGUGAAUGAAAUGGUUAUUUUAAUAAUUACAGCAUAUGUACAUGAAAGCUUUUUCUAUUUAAUUUUUUAUUUUGUUCAAAUAAAUAUUUUUUUACAAUUUACCUGGGUGAAAAAAUGAUAGUUAAACACUAGACAUAAUGCAUUUGAGUUAAACAUAAUUUUCAGUUGUUUGCAGUUAGCUUUAAAUACCCAGAAAUGGAUACUUAAUAAAACUUGAGUCUUAAAACUAUAGACAUGGAAAAGUAUGGAAUUUUACAUGAAAUUCUGGGUAGAAAAAGUAUUACUCAUUCUUCAUGGUAGUUAAUAUUUAGUUGCUGUUGGUAUCACUGCAUUUUAGCCAUCUGUCCUUCAUGUGGAGGCAACUUUGGGAGACACAGGAACUGAAAGCUCAAAUAUUUGCCUAAUGAAAAUUUUACUACUAAUAAAUAAAGUCCUAAAAACACAAUGACCAUAUUUUACAAAAACUGACACGAACCAUGGUAAGUAAAGCAACAGUGUUAUAUUCUUUUUUUUUUUGCAGAUAUAAUCUUGCCAUUUUUUUUUUUAUUAAAAAUUGAUUCAUUCACAUCAUUUGACAUUGUAGCAGGUCAGCAGAAAUACCAAAUAUAAAAUCUGUGUUCCUGCUGUCUAAGUGACAAGAAUAGGUUCUGAGGAGUUGUAAUUUAGAUGCCACAGUCCACAGAGUCAUGGAGGGAAAUCAGCCCAUCACAGGAAGGACUUCACCUCUGGGCAAUGGCAGGGCAUCGAGACAGCUGCACCCUGUUGUCUGGCUGGAGCCAACAAUGUUAUAUUCUUAAGAAAAUACUAAAAAUUUAAGUGAAAGCCGAAGUUGAACAUUACAUUUAGGGUUCUUUGACGGACUCAUUGCAUGAGUACCCUAAAGUACUAUGAACCACAGCCAAAUUAAAAUCACUUAGAAGCUAAUCCAAAGCUUUUCCCAAGUUUUCCUCUAAUCAUGGGCAUUUUCCCCCUAAAUAUAGUGAAGAUUGGCCUUUAAAAGAAAGUUAAAAUUUAGUUAUGUUUAUUAAGUUAAGAAAAGACUAUCUCUUAAAAAUGAGAGCUUUGGACUUUAAAAAUGUAUAAAAUUUGUCUUUAUCAAAGUGUUAUAUUGUUUAACUUAAAAUGAGUAAGUUAACCAAACAACUUAGUAUUUCGCCACAGUAAAAACAAGAAUUAUAUCAGAAACCUAAAAAUCUGAAACCCAAAGAAAAAACUAGCCUGACUGACUAUGAGCCAGUAGCUGUCCAGAUGUUAGAAUGUUAGACACUAGAUGUUUUGAGUUCCAAACUGAAUUGAAAGCUUUGCAACAGUAGAACUCUUAGGAACAUGGACAGGCAUGUAUGUGCCUGUCAUCUCUUGUGCCUCAUUUCCCCAGAAUGUUUCCCAUUGUCCACAUGCCCUCGUUAGAUGUUUGCUACCAUGUGAUAAUGAGUUUGUGCUCUAAUCUUUCCAGAUGGAGAUGCUCAUAUUUUUCUGUUUCAGUUUUAUUUGACUAUUCAUGACUUGUUUUUUAGAGUUCUGAUUGCAGGUUUGACACUGGGGAGUUGCUGCUGGCUUAGGAGGGAAGGAUGCUUUCUCUUACAUUCUGAAAAUGCUCUUGAGCUGCUUUUCUGGUCAUUCUCAUUCAAGGAUUGAUGGUCAGUCCCAAGUUGCAGUCACCAGAUUUUCUUGUAGAAGAAAUCAUCUGUUGGGUCCCAAGUACCUGCAGAAUUUACAAUACAAGGGCACUCAGGGGCAUGUCUUCUGCUCCGUGGUUUUGGUCAAGAUGUGUUGUGCUUCAUUGUUUGAGAAAUUGUGUAUUGACCUCCUUCAGGUGUCCCUAGUCUUCCUCAGUUUAUUUGACGAGUUUCUAAUUCCCAAUUUUUCCAGGGAACAGCCCUUAUGUUUUUCAUGUUUUCCUUCAUUAAUACUUAAUCCAUUUCAGAGAUUUUAUAACUCAGAUUUUGAAUUCUGAAUUCUGUCUGAUGACUGGAGAAGCAUGAUUUCUUAUUCUCUAAAUUUUCUUGACCUCUUGCUUGUUUCUUCAUUCAUUUCUUAGAUUUUUCUUUUCCAUUGUUUUCUAAGACAAAUUUCAAGUUAAUGUUCUUUAUUAUGUUAUUACUUUAUUAAAAAAGUAACUUAUUUUUAAUUAUAAAAAUGAGCAUUUCUUUUUUGAGCUUGUUUAAGAGCAAAUUGAGGAGUUCCAGUUUUGCUCACAUUUCCAUGUUCUAUGACUCCACUUCUUUCGUUUCUUGUAGCUCCUCCUCUUUCUGCAUUUGACUAACCUUUUCAUGUCUUUCUUUUUCUCUACUAGUAAUUUGUAGUGACUUGUUAUGUUCUGUUAACACCUUAUAUGAAUGAACUGCAUUUAGGUUUCCAAUGCUCUUCCAGAAUCAUCAUAGUUGAUUUGAAAUUUUUUAAUUAAUAUCAAAAUAUUUCAUAAUCAUGCAAUUCAUAAUUCUCAGUCUGAUUCAGACACCCAGGUGUAGGUGUGAUGGUCAUCUGCAUCAUUUGCAUAUUUUGUGAUUGUAUUCUUUUCAUGAGUUGUCAUUGUCAUCUUGUGUGUUCUCCACUGCCACCCCCCACAGUCUUCCUUCCCAAGAGCAAAUUGCUAAGUACCAGUCUUUCCCCACUUUUCUGUCUUACGCUGUAUCUCUGAAUGGCUGAGCUUGGGGGUGCAGGGAUCUCCUGAGUUUUGUGCAGCUGGGCUCUACCAUGCAUUUCUUUUACACACCUUUUGCUGUUCUCUUUUUUCAUUAUGCCACCAUAUUUGUGAGAAUAUUUCUUACUACUACAUUUAUUCAAAUUCCUAAUGAACUUAUAUGCCUCGUUAAUUUAUAAGGAGAAGCUUUGACCUGGAUAAAAUUUUAAUGCUUCGACAUUCCAAACACAGUCAUUGUUUCUGUAAUAUUGGCAUUCUGCAUGUUCUAAGAGUUGGGGUUGCUGAUUAUCAUUGCUGACUCAGUCUUUACUGGUGAAUAUGAAGUUUUUAAAUUUGUAAUACUUAGUUUUUUCAACUUCUUCAACAUCUUCAAAGUCCCAUCCAUCUAGUGAUAGGGAAAAGUUAGAGUUUCUGACAUGAAUAUUUCUCCAAAAUAAACAAUUAAGCAUGAAAAAGAAAUGGUUUUUAUAUUGGCCUGAUAGGUUAUCAUCUGAGGAGUCUGUCUAUUUCUAUCUUUGGUAGUUACUAGUAUAAGGGACAAGUCAAAGAAUGGAGGGAAGUAUCCAAAUUCACUUUUAAUCUCUAUCUCCGUCACUAGAGAUUACUAUAUACUUUUUGUCAGUUUUUAUGUAUUUCUUAGACCUCACAGGUCUCUUGGGGGUAAGAAGCAACAAUCUAUGUUCAGUAUCCAGGUGAUCCUGAUACACAGUAAGAGGCAAUUUUUUUUUUAACUUUUAAAAUUACACCCUUCCUUCUCCCCACCCCUUUCCUCCCACCCGUGCCUUCCAUGUACCUCUCUUGCUCUCUCAAAUUCAUGGCCUCUUUUAGUUGUAUGUGUAGUUCCUAAAUAAAUUAAUAAGCCUGCUUAGCCCACAAAUUUUACUCAUGUGUAUAUAAUUUCAGGGCUGACCACUUGGUAUUGGAAAACCAAUUGGGGCAUUUUUCCCUCUGGAAGACUUUCUCGCAUUCUCGGUAUUCCUUAGUUAACUAGUUCUUUAUCUAUGGUUAAGGCCUCAUAAACAAUCUUACCAGAAAGCCUGGGGCUUGCCAGCUGUCUCUCCUCUGUUAUUCAGGUGUGUACAUAUUUGAAAUCCUAAAUGAAGAGCCAUAAUUUAUUAAAAUUGUUUAAAUAAUAUGUAUGUUAAUUUUCUAACCAUGUGAUAAAAUACAUUGGGUACUACGACUUGGAUUUUUGUUAAAAAUCAAAGCAGUAUUGUUUCUUACUGGUGUUGACUUCCUUUAAGGUAAAUUACAGUGUAAAUUUUAAUUCAUUAUCAGUAACCUUUAGCUGAGUAGUCUUGUUCUCUUUAAAUGACUGCAAAAUCCGGUAAAUACCUAGGAUGUAAUAAGAAAAGUGUAGAAGUAGAGAAAUACUGGAUUAAAUUCUGUGAAGAUAUUUAAUGGGAAUCCCAUCAACCCAAUCAAAAAGAAAUAGUGUAGAUUUCUGAUUUAUCAUGGUAUAGAAUCUGUUUCUAGGUCUUUGCUACUAUUUGCAUAUAUCAAUGAUGUAUUCUAUCCUUUCACGUUGAAUAUGAGAACCUUAGUAAUAUUGAAAAAUAAUGGUGUUCUCAACAAAGCCAGGUGUGGGAGGUUUUGUUGCUAUUAUUGAUAAGAGAUUUUAUUUGUAGAGAUUUGACUAUUGGAUUUUGGUGUAAAACAAUUUUUUUGUGUAUACGUGUUUUCCAUCCCCAACUAAAAGACAUGGGGUUUAAAUUUUAAGUAUUGUGAGGAAAGGGUAUUCAAAUAUUGUAAAGUUUGUUUCAUAAGUGACAUACUACAUUGGAAGCAGAUGUGAUUGUGACCUGCAGAAUUGGUUAUUAAGUGAAUGAAAGCAGUUAGGCCAAAUCUCUGAACAAAACUUCUUGCAUAGAAAGAAUUUUUCUGAUACUAUGCUUGCCUGGUUACCUAAAUGUUGCUGUAAAUGGUCUUACCAUCUGUCUUGAUAACUAUGAAGCAGAGUUUUGGUUAUGCCCUUAAAACUAAUGUCUUGGGACUACUUCAUCCCAUUGUGUUUAAAAUAAUGUGCCAAUAGAGUAUUAAUCUAAACCUGGUUUCCAGAAAAGUUCAUUUCGGUAAAGCAUAAGUCUACUGAAAUCUUUUCUAAAUUACAAGAACUUUUUAUAUAGACAUUUCCUGUUAUUUAGAAAAUUGUUUGAGAUCAUAGUUUUCAACUUCCAGUUUUAUAAUGAGACUAUUGAGGCAUUCAGUCUAAUAGGAAUGUAUCCUGACAGGGAUCCCUCUUUCAGUCCACAGAUGCAGAAAGAGAAGGGGCAUUUAAAUAAAAGGACAUUACUGCUG